AUAUAUUCCAGUUCAGCUGCGUGCAAAAACAAUAUUAGUGUGGAGGCAAAAGAGAUGUUAUACAUGCAGAAUAAUUCAUCUUCCUAUAACAUACACCUUCUCCUUGAACCCUUUUUGUAUUCCUUCAAACACAGACAUCUGAGCAAAGUGAAUGAAAGUUGGACUGCUAAAGAAUCAAUCUUUAUGGCCACCCGAGCUAACUAACCACUUGUCUACAUUUGCCCUUUCUUGUGGGCAAUUCUGGCGAGGUGAGGUCCAAGGCUGCUGCUUAAAUAUGCAAAUGCUUCCUUCUGCAUGUCUUGCUGCUUCUGGUUUUUGAGUUUUUUGUGGGAACUGUAGCAAAAGCAGAAGAGGAGAAGAAGAAGCUUAAAUUGGAGUUUUGGGUUCUGUUGCAAGUCAUGGAAACAAGUAGAAAUAACACAAGAGUUUGCAUUGUUUUUCUGUAUUUAACUUUGGCAACUAUUUCCUUCACUCAAUGCGAGGCAAGAAGAUCAAUGAGAUUGCUAAAAGCUAGUCUUCCAAGUCCAACACAGCACCAAAGUCUGCUUCUCAGAGCUGCAAACAAAUUGAACUUAAUCAACCGCAUUGAUUUUCCAUUGGAGGGAUCAAAAGACAUCCAACCAUAUGCUGUGGAUUCACCAUUCACAUUGCCACCUUAUGAUUCUUUACCUCCAAUUUCCAUGCCUGAAAAUGCACCUCCGUACUGUACAACUCCACCCAAUACCCCACAAACUCCCUCUACAACCGUCCCAACGCCUAUUGUGUUAUCACCACCAACUCUCUCAUCACCCUUCGUUUACAUUCCCCCAACCCUUCCUCUCCAAAGUCCACCUCCAAGCCCAACAAGCAUUGUCCCAGGUCCACCACAAUCUAUCUCCACCCCUAAUCCACCGGAAACCGUCCCAAGCCCAACGGGCUUUGUACCCGGCACACCACAAUCCAUCCCCACUCCCAACCCGCCCGAAAGCAUCCCAAGCCCGCCCGAAAGCUUUCCAAGCCCACCGGGCUUUAUACCUAGUCCCACUAUCUACAUCCCAAGCCCACCUUAUUUCGAGCCAAGCCCGCCUUCUUCGGUUCCAUCUCCUUUUGGGUUUCAACCAAGCCCGCCGGUGUUCCUACCUCCCAUUGUGUUCCCUCCGCCCACUACUCCGCCGAUUCCAAGACGAGGCCCGACGGCGGCCCUGUGGUGCGUGGCUAAGCCAUCUGUGCCCGACCCCAUCAUCCAAGAAGCUAUGAAUUAUGCAUGUGGGUCGGGAGCGGACUGCGCUUCCAUCCAACCCAAUGGGUCAUGCUUCAUGCCCGACACAUUGUUUGCCCAUGCUUCCUAUGCCUUCAACAGUUACUGGCAAAGGACUAAGGUUGCUGGUGGCACUUGUUCUUUUGGAGGAACUGCCAUGCUAGUUACUGUUGAUCCAAGUUAUGAUGGAUGUCAAUUUGUUUAUUAUUAAUAUCAAAAUAGACUCGAUCACAAUGACAACGCAUAUCUUUUUUUCUUUCUUUUUCUUUUUCUUUUCAACUUUUCUAUAAGAAAAGUACAAAAUCUCAGAGUAUAUAACCCUCAUUUGAACAAGAAUUUUGUAAGUACAAUGUAGAGAUAACUUCUUGUUCAAUCAUGAAUACAAACUUCAAUAAUUUCUCAUGUUAUAAAUUGUAUUUUUUUCAUAUUUUGUGCAAACUUUGUUAGGUUCAAAGCCAAUGACUCAACUGAUCAUGACAAAUGUGCUUUUGUUAGUGCUAAACAGCUGCAAUCCACUUUUUAAUUAACAUGGAUUAUAUCCUAAGAUUUGGAAACAUCUUUUAGUAUUAUGUUAAUCUUCUAAUGUGGUUGAUCUACUAGGAUAUGACUCCCUAUAUGUUUGGAAUUGUAUAAUCCUUUAUCCAUAUCUAUGGCCACCACUUAAUAAAAAGAAAAACUUCAACCAAUAAAAUUUGACAUAGUGAAACCAAAACAAGUAAUUAAGAUAAAGUUGGGUUAGCAACAUAUUUAUAAAUCACAUCUUAUGAGUUCUUAAUGUAAAGUUUAAAACUUUUCACGAUAAAAAUGAUGUUUGGCGUGCAAAUUGUUUGAC
Messenger RNA from Pyrus x bretschneideri (Chinese white pear), 2069 nucleotides. RefSeq names its product proline-rich receptor-like protein kinase PERK8. Bases 399 to 1448 code for a protein of 349 amino acids. Lineage: Eukaryota; Viridiplantae; Streptophyta; Magnoliopsida; Rosales; Rosaceae. The record is from RefSeq and is a predicted model, not a curated record. The transcript has 3 exons.